Molecule: messenger RNA, 1282 nt
Organism: Brassica oleracea var. oleracea
Lineage: Eukaryota; Viridiplantae; Streptophyta; Magnoliopsida; Brassicales; Brassicaceae
Product: probable membrane-associated kinase regulator 3
Exons: 1
Coding region: 10-1089 (359 amino acids)
Cellular component (GO): plasma membrane
Molecular function (GO): kinase inhibitor activity
Source: RefSeq, a predicted model, not a curated record
UUUAAAAAGAUGCUCUUUCCCUCCUCCCAACCUCCCAUGAGCUCUUUCUCAGUCUCUCUUGAAGUAAGUAACCACACAAAGACAGAGAGAGAGAGAUUUUCAGACACAUAUACACAGAUACAUACACCGUUACAUACACACACUAUGGAUUUGCAUGGAACCGAAUCAAGAACACAAGCUAUGUCCAGCGAUUGCGACGACGAUUACAUAGACAUGGAGGUCAACCUCUCCUCCUCCUCUUCUUCAAGAUUCAUCAGCUUCGCCGUCACAUCCUCUCCGCCGCACAGCAGAGAGUUCGAGUUCCAAAUGUGCUCCUCCGCCGCAGCUUCCGGCGAGUCCACCACAUCUCCGGCCGACGAGCUCUUCUACAAAGGUCAGCUCCUCCCUCUCCACCUCCCUCCUCGUCUCCAAAUGGUCCAAAAGCUCCUCGCCUCCUCCGCCGCCGUGGCAGUAUCCGCUCCCAUCUCCCCACGCGCCGCCGCAUCCGCAUCCUCGCCGAGGAGAUUCAGCAGCAGCGAGAUCGACGUCAGCGGGGGAAACGAGAACUGUUACAUCGAGAUUUCGACGGAGCUGAAGAGCAAAAAGAUCAAACAGUCGUCGAUCACUCAAAAGCUCAAAGCUUCACGCGCUUACAUAAGAUCUCUCUUCUCGAGACCAGGAUGCUCAGAUUCGUCGGAGAUCCACCCAAACCUCAAGAACUCCAAAUCGUCGAAAAAGAAGAACCCUCUUGUCAAAACAGAGUCUUUAAACAAGAACAAUCCUCCGUUGAUUCAUAGGAGAUCGUUCUCCGGUGUGAUGAUACAGAGACACUCUCAGCCAAAGUGUUCUGUUUCUUCGUCUUCUUCGUCUUCUUCCUCUUCUUCGGCGUCUUCGCUUUCGUCUUCGUUUAGUUUCGGAUCAAACGGGUCUUUGGAUCUGCAGACGCUGAUGAGAAGCAGCAACGCGUGGUCGGAGAUAGAUAACUCCAUCGAAGGAGCGAUUGAGCAUUGUAAGCAGUCGUUUACGGCGAGGAAGAGCAAUGUGGGUGAAUCUGAGAACUCUUCUUCGAGAACAUCUGUUUCUACUUGUGGCGAGAUUGAAAAAGGUUGAGACUUUUCAAGAAACGUGACGUUCUUUGGCUCUGAUUCUCAUUCCAAACAGAAAAAAGGACAUAGAAAGUUCAAAAAAGGGAACUUUUUUCUUAUACUCUGUUUUUUUUUUCCUUUUUGUAUUUUUAGAUUCUUUUGUGUGCUUUUUUUCUUUGUAGAAGUUUGCUGAAACUGAGGCUUUUUUUCUGUGUUAA